Molecule: messenger RNA, 1323 nt
Organism: Tetrapisispora phaffii CBS 4417
Lineage: Eukaryota; Fungi; Ascomycota; Saccharomycetes; Saccharomycetales; Saccharomycetaceae
Gene: PRS5
Product: ribose phosphate diphosphokinase subunit PRS5
Exons: 1
Coding region: 1-1323 (440 amino acids)
Biological process (GO): purine nucleotide biosynthetic process; ribonucleoside monophosphate biosynthetic process; 5-phosphoribose 1-diphosphate biosynthetic process
Cellular component (GO): cytoplasm; ribose phosphate diphosphokinase complex
Molecular function (GO): ribose phosphate diphosphokinase activity; magnesium ion binding
Source: RefSeq, a predicted model, not a curated record
AUGAGCAAUGAUAUUGUUAUCUUUGGUGGUAACUCUAACCCAGAACUUGUCAAUUUGAUUUGUGAGAAUAUUAAUGUGUCACCAUCUGAAGUUACCUUGAGUAAGUUUUCAAAUGGUGAAACUAGCGUUCAAGUAGGUGUCUCUGUUCGUGAAAAGGAUGUCUAUGUCAUUCAAAGUGGUUUUGGACAUGUCAAUGAUAUCUUUAUGGAGUUACUGAUCUUGGUGAAUGCUUGUAAGACUUCGUCUGCUUCAAGAAUCACUGUUGUCAUGCCUUACUUUUGUUAUUCUAGGCAACCUGAUAUUCCAUAUACAGCCAAGGGUGCCCCAUUGAUCACAAAACCAAACAAUACCAACCCAAGCAAGACAUCAUUAUCUACUCAGAAACCUGGUCCUGAUAAUUCAAAGAGCCUGGAAAAAGCAAUACGAUCAAGCAUGGUGAAAACUCAAUCAUCAUCCAGAAUUCCAAUGAUUUCUGGUAAGAAAGAUCAAGCUCAUAGUUCUGAAGCUGGUGAAUUAUUUAAAGCUCAAAAUGCAGGUUAUAAAUUAUGGGUAGUUCAAUCAGGUACUUUGAUUGCUAAUCUAUUGACAACUGCAGGUGCUGAUCAUGUUAUUACUAUGGAUUUGCACGAUCCACAAUUUCCAGGUUUCUUUAACAUACCAGUAGAUAAUUUAUACUGUAGACCAUUGUUUCAGAAUUAUAUUCAACAUCAUAUCCCAAAUUAUCAAGAUUCUGUUAUUGUAUCACCAGAUGCGGGUGGUGCUAAAAGAGCUGCUGCUAUUGCAGAUGCCCUAAAAUUAUCAUUUGCUUUGGUCCACAAAGAAAGAAGAUCACAACUUUUAAAGGGUCCACCAGGUGCUACUUUGACCUCCGGUGGUGUAGGUGGUGCCUUGUCAAUAUCUACUAAACCAUUACUAAAGCAAGAGGAACUGCGUGACGUGAAGCGUGUUGCAUCUACUCCAACUAUCGUUCAGACAACUAUGUUAGUCGGUGACGUCAGAAAUAAAGUAUGUAUCUUAGUUGAUGAUUUGGUUGAUACUUCAUAUACAAUUGCAAGAGCUGCUAAAUUGUUGAAAGAUCAAGGUGCCUCUAAGGUAUAUGCGUUAGUUACACAUGGUAUUUUUUCAGGUGAUGCUUUAAAUCGUAUAAAACAAAGUAGCAUUGAUAAAUUAGUUGUUUCAAAUACAGUACCCCAAAAUAAGGCACUUGAAGUAUUAGGUGAAGAAUUCGUUGAUAUUCUGGAUGUAUCUCGUGUAUUUGGUGAAUCCAUUAGAAGGAUCCAUAAUGGUGAAUCCAUUUCUAUGUUAUUCGAACAUGGAUGGUAA